ACAGACCGUCGUAGUUCUAAAGUGCGGAGAAGCUCGAGAAGACAAAUCCUGCAUGACCACAGUUUCCUGGAACAUGAAGAAAAGAAUGACCUACUUGAAACAUUUUUUCAUUUUGGUCACAAUGCGAUGCUUCGUUCAGUGUGAAACAGAGGCAAUACGACCAGGAAAAAUGUCAGGUGUUUUCUGCAUUUUUAAAGAGAAGGCGUACAGUCCAGGAGAGAGCUGGCAUCCCUAUCUGGAGCCCUUUGGAUUCAUGUUCUGCAUGCGCUGUACUUGCACAGAAUUUGGUCAUGUGAAAUGCAACAGCAUCAAAUGCCCUGUUCUGCAAUGUGAAAAUCCAGUGACUAACUCACAGCAGUGUUGCCCUCGUUGUGCAGAUGAGCACAGAACUCCUGCUGGUCUGCGGGCACCCAUUGAAACCUGUAGGUAUAAUGGAAGCACUUACCAAACAGGGGAAACAUUUGCCAACCAUGAGCUCUUCCCAUCCCGUCAGCCGAACCAGUGCGUCAUGUGUACUUGCUCUAGGCAUUCUGUGGAUCAGUGUGCUGCGGAGCAGGUCAGGGGUCACUCACUUAGGGCCACGCCAUCGACACUGCGGGGGUCUCCCAGAGGUCUCAACCUACAGACACUACACCUCAAAGGAGCUGCCGCAACUACUGUUAAAAUUCUUCUACAGCGCAAACAUCAGAGAGCUUGUGUGUACAGUGGCAAGACCUAUUCUCAUGGUGACGUGUGGCACCCGGUGCUGGGGAAGGUCUUGGAGUGCAUCCUGUGCACCUGCAGGGACGGCUUUCAAGAAUGCAGACGCAUCACGUGUCCCAACCAGUAUCCAUGCCAACAUCCCAUAAAAAUAGAGGGGAAAUGCUGUAAGAUUUGUCCAGAGCUCAAAGCAGAGAGCAACAGGACAGAGUGCUACCUUACUCAGGACAAUAACAGUCUCCUGGUGUAUAAAGUUGAACCUCCAUCAGCUGCUCAGUCAGAAGAUAAAGUACGGACGAUUGCCAUCGAGAGACAAGGAGCCACGGAAGUAGAGGUGCAAGUCUGGAAAACUGUUGAAGGUGUUUUGCAUCUGAUGGAGACAGGUGACGUUCAGAAGAAAGACCUCAUAGAGCAUCCGGAAAAUUACAUCUUGCUGACUACAUUAGAUGAGGUAUUUACACUGACAGAAAUCACUUUUUUAUGUGUGGAGAUUCAAUUAAUUUGGAAGCCCAUUUCUGCCACAUUUAAGGGGAUGGUCGGACAUCCCAUUUGA
Sinocyclocheilus grahami is the source of this 1252-nucleotide messenger RNA. RefSeq names its product chordin-like protein 2. Gene Ontology annotation, molecular function: BMP binding. NCBI's taxonomy places the organism in Eukaryota, Metazoa, Chordata, Actinopteri, Cypriniformes, Cyprinidae. The record is from RefSeq and is a predicted model, not a curated record. The coding region runs from base 53 to 1252 and encodes 399 amino acids. Gene Ontology annotation, biological process: negative regulation of BMP signaling pathway; cell differentiation. The transcript has 10 exons.